This is a messenger RNA of Dufourea novaeangliae, 1686 nucleotides long. RefSeq names its product jerky protein homolog-like. Gene Ontology annotation, cellular component: nucleus. Gene Ontology annotation, molecular function: DNA binding. The transcript is spliced from 2 exons. The record is from RefSeq and is a predicted model, not a curated record. NCBI's taxonomy places the organism in Eukaryota, Metazoa, Arthropoda, Insecta, Hymenoptera, Halictidae. The coding region runs from base 1 to 1686 and encodes 561 amino acids.
AUGGCAGAUAUUGCAAGUAAGAAGAAAGCUAAAGUUGUUUUGUCUAUGCAACAACGGCUGGAGAUUCUGGAAGAUUUGAAGACACAGUCUCAUGCAAGGAUUGCUGAAAAAUAUGGUGUACACCCAAGAACAAUUUAUCGGAUAAGCAGAAACGCUGCACGCAUUAGCGAAUUUACAGACAGGAGUAAGGAACAGAAGGAACGGCGAGCUAUUAAAAGACCAAAGUAUGAAGAAUUGGAACAGUGUAUGCUGACAUGGAUUGCAGAAAGGAGGUCACUCGGGGAUAUCCUGUCAGAUGCUGUAAUUUUCCAGAAAGCUGCCGAAAUGAAAAAAAAUUUUCCAUUAUAUUCACAUUCAAACUUGACCAGAACUUGGCUUGCAUCUUUCAAGAAACGUAACAACAUACGUUUUGUCAAUGGAUUUCGUGACACAGACAGUGCUGAUGUAAAUGCGGCUGGGGUAUUUGUAAAGGAUUUGAAAAACUUAAUAGAAGAAGAGCACAUAAAUGUGGAAAACAUUUAUAACAUGGAUGAAAGCAGGCUUAUGUGGAAAGCUCUGCCCAAAAAGGUGCAGGAAAAAUUCAAAGAAGAGUGCCUCGGACGUUCCACUAUCAGCAGUGAGCGAAUUACAUUGGUGUUGUGUGCGAAUGCGUCAGGAACAAACAAAAUGACACCCUUAUUAAUCUAUAAAUAUCAGAAUCCAAGGUCUUUGAAAGAUUGCAAAGAUAGCCUUCCUGUCAUAUUUAAAUCACAAGCAAAUGGAUGUAUGGAUCAAUCAUUAUUUAAAGAUUGGUUUGAGAAUCACUUUAAGCCUGAUGUAAGGAAGUACCAAGUACAGAAAGAAAUAAAUGGUAAAGUUAUUUUAUUAUUAGACAAUUGCGAUGAACACGAACUUUCAACAGAUAUAGAAGAAGAUGAUGAUUUCAAAAUAAUAUAUCUACCACCUUACACAACCACUCUUAUACAUCCCAUGUAUCAGGGGAUAGUACUGAAAACUAAAAGACUUUUCCUCCACAGAAUGUUACAAAGGGUUGUAAGGUGUGACGGAGGAGUAAACGAAUUUUAUAAAGACUACAACAUGAAAAGUUGUAUAGAUAUAUUGCAUGAAUCAUGGGCGGAAGUAACGUCAGAGACCAUAAGAAAUGCUUGGAAUGAAAUUAUUCCAGUACCUGCUGCAAAUUUCGAGGAAACCGAAGAAAGAGAUCAAUCGCUUCAACGUGAUCUCCAAGAUCUGAUCAGCACCAUUAUUGGAGAAAAAUCUACAGAACAACAUGUCACAGAAUUUUUAUCUGCAUGCGAGGAAGUAGGAAGGAAAAGUUUUCCCAAGAAGGAAAAGUUAGAAGAUGAAUGCGAAGAAAAUGAAAAUAAGAAUGACAACAAAGAUGAAGAAGAUGAUGUAGAGAAAGACAAUAUUGAUGACAGUAAAGAUGAAGAUAGUUUCAAAGAACGAAAAGAAAUAGUUGUUCCAAGAGUUAUAGAUGAAGGUAAUUUCGGAGAACAAGAAGAAUUACUUGUUUUAGGAGAUACAGAUGAAGAUAAUUUCGAAGAACAAGAAGAAAUACUUGUUCCAAGAGAUCUAGAUGAAGAUACUAUACACGAAUUAAAAUAUUUAUUGGGACAUCUCAUGUUUUAUAGUACCAAAGCACCUCCAUAUAUACAGCUAAUAGUACAAAGUUCAGACGAGUAA